Messenger RNA from Paramecium sonneborni, 471 nucleotides. The record is from the annotation of a GenBank genome assembly. Lineage: Eukaryota; Ciliophora; Oligohymenophorea; Peniculida; Parameciidae.
AUGAAGUAUUUAAUCCUAUUUAUACAUAUUCUUUACAUUUUAUUUUGUAUAGCAGUUGAAAGUAAGAGUAAUUAAAUUAAUUUUAUGUUUAAGCAGAGGAGAAAAAAACUAAAGAAAUAAAAAAACAAUAAAAUUAUAAGUAAAAUGAAAAACCAAUAAUUUUUAGUGGAAGAGUUUGGGCAAGAAAAAAUUUUAUAUUUGGAGAAAUAUUAUGUAAAUAGGAGUAGAAGUAGUACAAAUAUAGAAUUCACAGGCUAAAAAUUAAAAUAUUAAAAAAUUGGAGACAUAGGUUUUGAAAACUAAAUUAUUUAAGUUGGAACAUUAAAAUCAAUAAAAGAAGGUAGAUCAUUAAUUAUUAAUUGUUCAAUAUCUGUAUAUAAAAAGAAAAAAUAGAAAGUCUUAUUAUAACAUUCUUCAUAAUAUUACUAUUCUAGUUUAGUAGGAAUUGUUGAAUCAUUUAGACUUUAAUGA